This is a messenger RNA of Pelagomonas calceolata, 1281 nucleotides long. The record is from the annotation of a GenBank genome assembly. NCBI's taxonomy places the organism in Eukaryota, Pelagophyceae, Pelagomonadales, Pelagomonadaceae.
GCAGCCCAAAACGAGCCUGCAGCUUACGGCAGCCCUCGCGUGGCAUUUGUUCCUUCGCACGGAAAUAAUUCCUCGGCGACCCUAUUCCGGGGCCAGCUUGGACAGCGCAGCGGCAUCUCACAGCGCGCGGGAGGGGCAGCCCAACACGAGCCUCCAGCCGCUUACGGCAGCGAACACGGACCGCGGACUCGGGCAGCGAACGCCUGCCGCCGCGAGCAGCAAGGACCAAAAAUGAGCGCCCCCGCGACGGCCCGCUCAGGGGCCAGCAACACCGCCACGAGGACGAGUCUACCGCAGACGUACUCGACAGGAGUAACGGCGCGAGAACGCCCGCCCCUGCCGCGACUCGGGAACGGCUACGAGCCGCCCGGGAAGCUCGAUUGCUUCGCGGAUGGAACGCCAGCUCUGGGAGAACCCCUGCCGGAGCAGUGGACGGAGACCAUCAAGAAGAAAAAAAAGAAAGCAAGGAAUCCCCGGAAGAAGAUGCCUCCGGAAGUGAUGGACGCCGUGCACGAGAAAUUGGUCGAAGCGACCAAUAGAAGAUGUGACCCUGACCGGGGCGAUUUGUUCGAUGUCGCCGACAAGGACGCGAGCGGCACGAUGGAGCUCGACGAGCUCAAAAAACUGGUCAGAGUGACUUUACGGAUACCGCCCGGCGAAUUGAGCAAUGAUAUGAUCAAGGGCGUCUUCCAAGCGAUCGACUACUCGGGGAAUGGGAGCAUUGAAACGUCCGAAUUCGAAGCGUUCCUCGAACAUGGGUCGAGUGUCAUGCACAUGUCGCAACAGAUCACGGAAGUAGUUACCAGUGUAGUGUGGCCGGUGGAGACCAAUCCAUCUGCUGGUACUGUUAGGAUGAGGGAGCUCGACAAGCCGUUCUUAGAAGAUGCUCUCAGAGAAACUAGGAUGGAGAACAAAAAAGAUGAGGAGGUUUUAGGGGAGAAGCUCGUGUUCAACCUCGCGAAACAGACGUCCAAGGGCCUCAAGGAGCAUCUGGGCGUGCACUGCGAGAUGACGAACGUCGCCAAUGUGGUUCGACUCGCGAUACGGAACGAAAACAAAUCUGCGGCGGAGAUUGAUGAGAUGAGUAAUGGGGAGGAGGUCCGGAAAGCGCGCGAGGUGUUGAAAGCGGUGCGCCAGUUCAAUUUGCGGAAGGUCGCGAAGCUAAUGAAUGUUGACGUGCCACAACCGCCGACGUGGGGCGGGCGAUCUAGGGUGCAGACGAGCGAGGACCCUGCGGUCUCGCUCCGGCGGCUAGUUAAGUAGGCUUAUGCAUCUUCGCUC